This is a messenger RNA of Polyodon spathula (Mississippi paddlefish), 708 nucleotides long. RefSeq names its product transmembrane protein 17A-like. The transcript has 5 exons. Gene Ontology annotation, biological process: non-motile cilium assembly. Gene Ontology annotation, cellular component: ciliary transition zone. The record is from RefSeq and is a predicted model, not a curated record. Bases 1 to 708 code for a protein of 235 amino acids. Lineage: Eukaryota; Metazoa; Chordata; Actinopteri; Acipenseriformes; Polyodontidae.
AUGAGGCUGGGGAUCGAAAGGCAGCACCGUGCCUGGUCUCAGGCUGAGCAGAAGCUUCUCGUACCCGCAGUGCUUGUGCUGUACACACCAAUCCCUCAGAACCUCAGUCUGGGCCUGGCUCACUACAGCAGCUCCAUCUUCACUAACAACAGGACCCGGGACAGUGGAGACGGGCAGGCACAUGAAAUGAUGUCCCGCCUCCCCUUGCAGAUGCUGCUCUAUUUCAAUACCUUCUAUUUUCCUUUCUGGUGGAUUUCUGAAGUUCUCAUGCUGGAGUUAAAGUACUGCUUAUUACCAGACUACUACCAAUCUCUCCUGGCCAUUGGGAUGGUAAUCAUCACUCUUACCGAGGGCCUGAGACUCUACCUUGGUUAUGUAGGGAACUUGAAAGAAAAGGUUCCAGAGCUAGCUGGAAUCUGGCUCCUCACUUUCCUGUUCCAGCUCCCCAUUCUCCUGUUUUUCCUGACGGACGAGGCUAUCAUCAUCCUUCCAUUGGAGAGGGCGGUCCACGUCAUCUACCUGCUCUUCCUCCUUUCGGAGGUGCUUGCAGCUUUCCUUGCACUCAAGGUGAUGACCCAGAAACUUACCCUGCAGUUCCACCUCAGUCAAUUCGAAGACACAGACAAAACCCUAGACAUCAACCAGGUGGUCCCCAUCCCACCAGGCAGAAGCACAUUCCCCUGGACCAGAAAUAUUCAUGUUUACUGA